AUGAUAAUCUAUUUUAAAACAAUAGAUCUUAGAAAGCUGUUAGAAUAGAAUAAAGCAAUUAAUUUGAGACUGGGUAUUUGUAACCAACUCUUAAACAAGUUAAUUCACCUCAUUAAUCUUAAUCUAUUUCACCUAUUCGAAGUCAAAAUGAUUUAAGUAUAGAUAACAAACAAGGAUUAAAUGGCUAUCCGAAUAUAAAAAAUGCUGACCAAGUAGAAAUAUUAAAAUAAAAUAAAGUAAAUUGCGGCACUUAUCUAAGAGAUAGAGAAACUAAAUAGUUGUAUAAAAUUGAAAACACAAUAAAUAUAAGAAUACCAAUCUAAAAUUAGUCAGAUUGAAUUACAUUAUAGUUUAAAGAUUGAAGAGCUAGAAACUUAACAUCUUUACUAAAUUUCUUUAACUUAAAGUUAAUUAAGAGAAAAAUAAUAAGAAAAUGCUAAUUUAAUAAAUGAAAUUAAUCAAUUAAAAUCUUAAAAGAAUAAAUAUAAUUAACUUGUCGAAUAAACUAAUGCAGAAAAUUAUCAAUUAAGAGAAUAAUUAAGAAAAUUUUAAAUGCUUAAUUCUACAUAAACAGGAGAUUUAGCUGAUGAUUAACAUUCAAAAUAAAAUAAGUUAGAAAUUAUUUAAAUCAAAUAAUAAAUGUUAAAAUUAAAUGAAGUAAUCAAAAGUUUAGAAGAAUAAAAUAAUUAUUAUGAAGAAGAAUGCAAUAAAAUAUUCAAGGAAAAUUAGUAUUUAAUCAAUCACCAAAAUAAUUUGACUUAAUAAGUUGAAACAUAAAAAUAAGAUUUAUUAUUAUUUCAAGAAGAAAAUAAAGUAUUGUAAGAAAAAAUAAUAAAAAUCUAAGAAUAGUUCAAUCUUUCUUAAGAAUAAUUAAUUUAAUAACUAAAGUAAGAGUAAAUAGAAAAAUAAUAAAUUUAAAACUAACAUUAAUAAAAAAUUCAUGAAUUAUAAAGCUUAUCAACCUAAUUAGAAUCAAAAAUUUAAGAGACUUAAUAAAUUUCUUCUUAGAUUAAUUAAAAUUCUUGGAAGAUAAGUUAAUUAGAACAAUAAGAAAAAGAUCUAUAAAAUCUCGUUGAACAUUAAACUACUCAAAUAGCUCAGUAAAGAAAAACAAUAAGUCUUCUUGAAUAAAAUUUAUAGAACUCUUAGAAUACUGAAAUUUAAUACUAACAAUUAUUAUAAAAUUAUAAUAGUAUUAAGGAAUAGUUUUAAUAAUUUAAAACAUAAGAGCAUAAUAAUACAAAUAAUUAAUUAUUAAUAACAUAAAAAUAAUGUCAGGAAUAAUAAAAUAAGAUAGAAAAAUUAACUGUUAUGUUAAAAAAUAGAUUAAAUGAGAUAGAAUUAUGGAAGAAUAAAUGCUAUGAAAAUAAUUCAUAGCAAAAUAGAUAACUUAUAGAUUAACUUAUUUAAGAAAAUGAAAUAUUAAGAUAAAAGUAUAUUUGAUAUAUUCUAUUUAGAUGUAAUAUACUAGAAAUAAAUAUUAAAGAAAAUAACAGUCCAUCUUAAUCCUAAGAAAUCAAUAAAUUGAACAUUAUUGUAUAAUUUUUAACUUAAAAUAGAUAAAACAAUAAUAAGAUAAAAUUAUAUAGUAAUAAUAACUAUUAGAAAAUUAAAAGAAAUAAAUGAGUAGUCCUAAAAAUUAGAAAACAUUUACGACAGAAAUAAAUGUAAAAGAUUUCAAUCAAAAAGGUAAAUACAAUUGA
This is a messenger RNA of Paramecium sonneborni, 1703 nucleotides long. NCBI's taxonomy places the organism in Eukaryota, Ciliophora, Oligohymenophorea, Peniculida, Parameciidae. The record is from the annotation of a GenBank genome assembly.